AUGCCGUCACGGAGCUGGUUGGGCAUUUCCCUACUCGUUUCGUUGCUUUCCAUCCACCUUGCUACAUGUGCUGAGUACAAUCGAACAAAGCGUCAGGCUCCUUUCGUUUGUGGAUCCGACCCUUACCGAUUUUUCUCCGAAUUUCGUAAGUCUUCUCUUCGCUGGAAAUUUAGAAAAAAAAACACGUAAUUGAAUUGGUCAAGGAUGAAAAAAAAGCUGAUUAAUCAUACUUAGCGUGUAAUCUCUACCCGACUUGUUCCAACGGCGGCUUCAAACUUAACGUCGGCUGCACUACCAACUUCCAGUGUACUCCGUACGCAGCAAACGCUGUGUGCGUCGGUGCGUCUUUCAAACUUUUUUUAAAAUUAAAAUUGGACGUUUUUAAGCCAACUGUUGCUGCUCGGUGCCGAUAAUGGUAGGCACUCCAUCGCCAUGGCAAUGGACUACAACCCGCAUUUUCUACAACUAUUCCUUCCAAGCUUCUCCACUUCUCGUUGCACUGUCUCUGUUAUCUGCACGUUUGUUCUUCUAA
Messenger RNA from Caenorhabditis auriculariae, 532 nucleotides. Lineage: Eukaryota; Metazoa; Nematoda; Chromadorea; Rhabditida; Rhabditidae. The record is from the annotation of a GenBank genome assembly.